This is a messenger RNA of Paramecium tetraurelia, 1191 nucleotides long. RefSeq lists its product as uncharacterized. The transcript has 6 exons. The record is from RefSeq and is a predicted model, not a curated record. Gene Ontology annotation, molecular function: histone binding. Lineage: Eukaryota; Ciliophora; Oligohymenophorea; Peniculida; Parameciidae. Gene Ontology annotation, biological process: regulation of gene expression. Gene Ontology annotation, cellular component: nucleus.
AUGAGUGCAGAAAAUGAAAUUCAAGAGGAGAGAAAUAAUGAAGAGUAGUAUCGAAAUUGGAAGUAGAACAUCCCAUUUAUGUAUGAAAUCUGCAUCAACCACCAAAACAAUUGGCCAUCCUUAACAGUUUGCUGGUUGAAUGAACUUGAGAUUGAUCAAAAUGACAAUGAAAUACAUAGAUUGAUAGUGGCCACUCAGACCAAUAAUUAAGAGUAGGAUUAUAUCAAAUUGCUAAAAGUUGCUAUUCCUAAGAAACUAGAUGAAUAAUUGGAUAACACAUUGCUAAAUAACAUUUGGAAAACCUAAGCAGUAGGAAAGGUAUAAGAGGAAUUGCAAAUUCCAGUAGAAGUUGAAAUCAAUCGAGUUCGAUAAUAACCAAAUAAUCAAUUCAUAUUAGCAGCAUAAGCUGGAGAUGGGGAAGUUGGUAUUUACGAUUUAAGCAAAUAAUCAAAAGUAUUCGCUUUGAAAGGAUAGGAGAAAGAGGGUUAUGGGCUGUCUUGGAAUCUUACGAAUUCUGGAUAAUUAUUGUCUGCUAGUUAUGAUCAUAACAUAUACCACUGGGAUUCCAACACAGGAUAAUUGAUAAAGUAAUACAAUUUUCAUUCAGCUGAAGUUGAAGAUGUGUGCUGGCAUCCUCAAGAUCCAAAUAUUUUCAUUUCUUGUUCUGAUGAUAAAACAUUUGCGAUUUGUGAUAUUCGAACAAAUCAAGGAGUUACAAUUAAAUAAGAAGCCCAUUCUUAAGAAGUCAACUGUGCUCAAUUUAAUAAUUUCUAAUCUAAUAUAUUUGCCACUGGGUCUAAUGAUGCUCAAGUUAAAAUGUUUGAUAUGAAUAAACCAGAGGAGGAUAUUCACACAUUUUCAAAUCAUGAAGAUGCCAUUUAUAGUCUCUAAUGGUCUCCUCAUUAAAGAAAUUUACUUGCAUCUGGUUCUGUUGAUACUAAAAUUGUUGUGUGGGACUAUUAUAAAAUUGGAAAUGAAAUUAAGGCUGAAGAUGAGAAAGAUGGUCCAUCAGAAUUGUUGUUUUAUCACGGAGGACAUAGAUCUAAAGUGAAUGAUUUAUCUUGGAAUGUUAAUCAUAAACAUUUGUUUGCAAGUGUUGAAUAAGAGAAAAACAUACUCUAAAUCUGGAAGAUUUAGCAAUAAUUAUGGGAAGAAGAUGAAAAUGAUGAAUAUAUCCAAUCUCUAGUCUGA